This is a messenger RNA of Ficedula albicollis (Collared flycatcher), 429 nucleotides long. RefSeq names its product nuclear receptor coactivator 1-like. The coding region runs from base 41 to 298 and encodes 85 amino acids. NCBI's taxonomy places the organism in Eukaryota, Metazoa, Chordata, Aves, Passeriformes, Muscicapidae. The transcript has 4 exons. The record is from RefSeq and is a predicted model, not a curated record.
GGCGUUCCCGGGUGCAGCGGCGCCGGCGGCUCCGGCGGGGAUGUACAACAACAUGAGCAUCACCGUGUCCAUGGCCGGCGGCGGCGCCGGCAUCGGCCCCAUGGGCGGCGGCAUCCCCAUCAACCCCAUGAUGGCCGGCGUCAACUCCAUGUGCUCCGAGCAGGUCCCGGACGCGGCGCUGAGGCCUCCAGGGCUCUACUGCAACCAGCUGGGCUCCGGGGAGCUGCUCAAGGCCGAGCCGGACGGCGCCCAGGACGCGAAGACCGAAGAGUUCUUCUCUGGGGUGGCUCCAGACUAGAGGAGAAGUUCUCUAGUGCAGCAGGUCCAGGUGUUCGCCGACGUCCAGUGCACGGUGAAUUUGGUGGGAGAUCCUUACCUCAACCCGCCGCCGGCUCCGUUGGCCAAUCCCAAAAAUCCCGGCCCCCCCCC